ACGCAAAAAAUAUGACAAGUAACGGACACCUGCAGAAACACCGGGACAGAUCGAGCUCUCGCCGAGCGACGGACAGACCUGCCCGGUCUGCUCCUCACCGGCCUCUUCGUGGCUCCCUGCUCAUCGAACAUCGUCCAUCGAUCCCAGGUCCCGGAUCAAUUACGUUUCAUGUCCGCCACCGUGGACCAGAACCCGAACGGCCUUUGGCGGGAUCAGAGGAACCUGAUCAACGAAUGAUGACAUCAGCGCGCCACAGUCUCGAUCCUCGCCGCGUGAGCUGAUCGAUCUUUGAACAGUGCUCCCAUUUGUGUCCAAGAUGCUACCAGCCUCCAUUCAGAUCACGGGGGAGCUGCUGUCAGCGGCUGAGGUUCAGGACAUCUGUGAGAGCCUGAAAGAGGACAGUGUCCGGCUGCUGUCCGUCCGCGGCUGCCAGCUCUCUGACCGUGACUUUGGUCGCGUCUGCCGCAGCGUCGCUGAGUCACGCUCGCUGGCUCAGCUCAACCUCAACCUGGGCGUCGUCUCCAGCAUUAGUCGGACCCGACACCUGGCUGACGCCCUGAAGACCAAUCGAUCCCUGCAGACUCUGUUUCUCCAUGGCAGUCCGCUGCUAGAUGCUGGCCUGGUGACCCUGAACUCAGCCCUGUCAACCCACCCAGCACUGAUCUGUCUGGACCUGGGGGACUGCAUGCUGGGAGAUGAGGCCCUGGGUCUGAUCUGUGGGAUGCUGCCACCUGAUGGAGCAAAGUCGGGUCUAAGGGAGCUGACUCUCAGCGCUAACCCAGGGAUCAGCUCCAAAGGCUGGGCUCGUCUUACCAUUGCUGUUGCUCACAGCUCACAGCUCCGAGUUCUGAACUUGGACUACAACCCACUGGGUGACCAGAUUGCAGGGAUGUUGGCAGUGUCCGUGGCCUCCAGUAGAACCCUGGAGGUGCUGGACCUGGAAGGAACCGGUCUGACCAACCAGUCAGCACAGGUGUUCUUGGACAUGGUGGAAAACUACCCGACCACUCUACGGGUUCUGGUUCUGGCAGAGAACAACAUCAGUCCUGAUCUCCAGCAGCAGAUCUGUGAUUUGCUGUCUGAAGGGGAGGAGGAUGAUGACAGAGAGGCUCCACCCCUGCAGCCAACCCCCGCCCUCAACUGCGCCCUUCUGCCAAUCAGAGACAAGUAUCUGCCCACGAGAGACAAGUACCAGGCAAUCACAGACAAGUACCAGAACCCCAUCUGGAUCUCACACAGCAACUCCAGCCCCCAGAUGGUUUUGCUGACAUCAGGUCUAGGUGAGAGCUUGUUGGCUGAGACCGAAAUGUGAACCCUGUCACAAAUACACACACUCUUUGUUACGCUGUGCUCACUUAGUUCAACUUGAUUCACAUUUACUUCUGGUUUUGAAUGUAUUUGUCUCUCUGCACUGCACAUCUUUGGGUUGUUGGAUCAUGUGAUUGCUAGCAGCCAAUCACAUGCACCACAUGGUUUGACGUAGCACCUGCACAGAAACUAAAACAGAGCAAGUAGUGGCACAAAACCUCAACACCCCAAGUGACUUACAGGCGGGCAUGUGUUAAGUACCCCAUGGAAUCAUUUAUGGCAGGAUUUAAAGCUGUAAUUAAUGGUUAACAAAUACUUUACUGAGGAUUCAAUAAAAGCGCUCUAAUGUAGUUUUAUCAGUUACCAAUCCAGCAUCUAAACCUACUUAGUAAUGGCUGAUAAACAUAGUCAGUAAUUAUUGCUUAACCAUUAAUAUCGGUACACAACCCCUUUUAUACAGUAAAUGUAUGAAUGUGUUUCUGAUGAUUGUACUGCACCUGUUUUUAUGUUUGCUCUUGUGUCAUAAUAAUAAAACUGUUUUCAGCUCCGAUGAA
Molecule: messenger RNA, 1862 nt
Organism: Betta splendens (Siamese fighting fish)
Lineage: Eukaryota; Metazoa; Chordata; Actinopteri; Anabantiformes; Osphronemidae
Gene: lrrc73
Product: leucine rich repeat containing 73
Exons: 8
Coding region: 317-1312 (331 amino acids)
Molecular function (GO): protein binding
Source: RefSeq, a predicted model, not a curated record